This is a messenger RNA of Cooperia oncophora, 420 nucleotides long. The record is from the annotation of a GenBank genome assembly. Lineage: Eukaryota; Metazoa; Nematoda; Chromadorea; Rhabditida; Trichostrongylidae.
AUGAUCCAGGCUAGAUUCCUGGCUAGGAGUACAGUCACUUUCACUGCAAAUGCUGGGGUAGAGGCGGUGCGCGAUCCCAGCAGCACUCGACGCCCUCGAAAAUUUUACGCAUUCGAGUAUGAAAAGCGACAAAUUAAACAUGUAUUUGCUGAGCUCAAGAACUUGCGCUACGUCGACCUAUCCAACAACAACAUCGUGCAUAUCCUGCCACAAGCUUUCACGAGUCUUCCUCUAAUUGACACGUUGCUUUUGCAUCACAAUGAAAUCGAACGAAUCGACAAAUCAGCCUUCCACCGUGUUGCCAGGAUUGAGACAUUAGAUCUGAGUCACAACUUUCUCAAGAACUUCACAUGUGAACAACUUGGUUCUGUCCAGACGAUAUUCAAUCUCAAUCUCGCUCAUAAUCGGAUCUCACAGUAA